UGUGAGUGAGGGCUUUAUUUAACAAAUCACCAAUCAGGUGAAGCAGCAUUGAUACCAACAAAGGUUUGAUACUUCGCGUGUUUAACCAAAUACAUCGCCAUUCGUUUGACGAAAGGUAGCCGCUGAAGGCAAAUCUUCCGCACACCUGCAUAAGUAUCUGUCGAACCAGACAGAGGCGCUUCUGUCGCUUUAAGGAGGUGGUCGGGGGCGUGGCCUGCGCGAAGUGUGCACCUGUGUUUACGAGCUGCUCUCUCUGGUGUACUGGGGAAGAGACGAGUUCGCCCGCCGAACGCGCCUUCGAGCGAAGAGUUUAAAAUAUGACGAAAACGGAUUUGUAAUGAUUUGAAACCAAACAUACAUUCAACAUGGUAAAUCUAGGUGUGUGCUGUGCCAGCCUGAAGGACAGCAAGGCCCUGAUGAAGAUGGGUUUGGGCCUGGUGCUGGUCGGGCACGUGAACUUCCUCCUGGGGGCGCUGGUGCACGGCGCGGUGCUGCGGCGGAUCAACCUGCACGUCCAGGCCCGCGCCAUGGAGUACGCCAUCUCCAACGUCAUCGCGCUGGUCGCCGGGCUGGUGGCGGUCAUCGCGGGAAUCUCUGCCAUCGUCCUGUCCAAGAAUAAGAGGAGUCUACCGGUGUUAUGGCUGCUGCUGGUGUUCAGCCUGCUGGCCGGUCUCCUAGCAACCGCUGCCACCGUGGGGUUGACCGUUUCCAUGGUGAAUGCCAUCCUCCAAGGUGGGCGGAGUCUGCUGACCCACUGCAAGUUCCCCGAUGCCAUUGGCUACUCCAGCAUCACCAACGAGUGCCCCUUUGACCCCACCCGUAUCUAUGGCACCACCAUCAUCCUGUGGGUCCCUCUGAUUCUCAUGAGCGCGGUGGAGCUGGUGUUUUCCGGGCGCUGCUUCGCUGCGUGCCUGUCCUUCAUGUGCGGCCGAAACCCCUGCCGCCGGAGGAGGAUCGUCAACGCCCGCAGGGUGCGUAUGCAAAUACCAGAGGAAAUGACAUCACCACCUCGGACCCCAGUGCGGGAGGCGGGACAGGAAGCUGUGCCGGGAGAGCAGCACGAGCUGCUGAACCGGGCCGCCCAGUCAGGCACAGAGUGGGCCUGAGUCUGGGCGUCUGAUUGGACGGCACAUCCGGGUCGAAGGUGAAAUCUGGCGGCUGAUUGGACAGCACAUCCGGGUCAAAGGUGAAAGAUGCAUCCAAAAAUGCAUUCUUUCCAUUACUGGGGGAAAAAAAAUUUUAACGCCCCCCCCAAAGAUCUCUGGGAAUUUUGGUACGAAACCUAAACACAAGCAGUCAUGUAUUAAAGAGGGAGUUUGGUUCUGAACAUUGGUGGAAAUGGAUGCAUUUUCUUUUUAAAAAAAAAAGGAAAAAAAAGAUCCAAGUACAAGAACAUUUACUGGUGUCUUAGUGGUUCUAAUAUUUCUGAGUAUCAGAUCCAGGUCUGCCUGCAUCAGUACUCCUCACGGUAGGAUGGGGGGACCCCAGCACCCUUCUGGGGGUACCUGAGGGUCACUCUGGUUUUGUCUUUUCCUUUCAAUCUUAGCUUUGUUUUCCCUGUUAAUAGUUAAGUCUCCUGUAAAAAUAAAGCCUUUUAAAGGAGGCACCUGCUGGCCCUACGGCAGAGCUUCAUAAA
Messenger RNA from Anguilla anguilla (European eel), 1636 nucleotides. RefSeq names its product keratinocyte-associated protein 3-like. The coding region runs from base 366 to 1106 and encodes 246 amino acids. The record is from RefSeq and is a predicted model, not a curated record. The transcript is spliced from 6 exons. Lineage: Eukaryota; Metazoa; Chordata; Actinopteri; Anguilliformes; Anguillidae.